Messenger RNA from Sphenostylis stenocarpa, 3465 nucleotides. Lineage: Eukaryota; Viridiplantae; Streptophyta; Magnoliopsida; Fabales; Fabaceae. The record is from the annotation of a GenBank genome assembly.
AUGGAAGGUUCUACACCAACUAAAGAUUUGAGUGAGCUUCAGUCCACCAUGCGAGCCAUCGAAUACGCUUGCUCUUCCAUUCAGACGUCUAUUGUUAUACCUGCAAUGCUUGUGAUGCAUAUCAAUCCAGGAGCUUCUGAGGCAGUUAUUUUGUCAUUAGGCCAGUCUUCUCAGCCAUAUGAGACUUGCGAAUUCAUUCUUGAAAAUUCCCAGGUUGCAACUGCAAGGUUUCAAGCGGCUGCAGCAAUCCGAGAAGCAGCUAUUAGGGAAUGGGCUUUUCUUAGUGCUAAUGCCAAGAGAAACUUGAUAAGUUUUUGUCUAAUCUAUAUCAUGAAGCGUGCUAGUUCUCCUGAUUUCUAUGUUCAAGCAAAGGUUUCUUCCGUGACUGCACAGUUGAUGAAAAGGGGUUGGCUUGAGUUUAUGGCAGGAGAGAUGGUGGUUUUUUUUAAUCAGGUGAACCAGGCUGUUGUGGGUAGUCAUGGCAUAGACAUGCAGUUUGCUGGAAUCAAAGUCCUUGAAUCAUUGGUAUCCGAAUUUUCUCCAUCUACUUCAAGUGCUAUGGGCCUUCCAAGGGAGUUUCAUGAGCAGUGUAGGAGAUCGUUUGAGAAGGACUACCUGAAGGAAUUCUACCGAUUGACACAAGAAGCUGCUUCAAGACUCACAAAAAAGAUUAUUGAAUCUGACUCUGUUGUACCUGAGGCUAAAGUUUGCACUGCUGCACUGGAUCUCAUGCUUCAAAUCCUGAAUUGGGAUUUCCGUAGCAAUACCAGUGACACAAAGAAAAAUGUAAAUGUCUUUUCUGCUGGAGUUAGACAAGAUGGGGAUUCUCUCAAAAGGUCUGAAUGUCACCUAGUGCAGCCUGGUUCAGACUGGCGUGAUGUGUUAAUUUUAAGCGGUCAUGUUGGAUGGCUUUUGAGUUUUUAUGCAGCAUUGAGGCUGAAAUUUUCAUGUGAAGGAUACUGGCUUGACUGCCCUAUUGCAGUCUCUGCUCGAAAGCUAGUUGUACAAUUUUGUUCUUUGACAGGACCUGUAUUUCUUUCUGAUUAUGGCAAAAUUCAUGAGCAACAUCUUCUGCAGCUCCUAUCUGGCAUAAUGGGGUGGGUAGAUCCUCCUGAUGCUGUUUCAAAAACUAUUGAAAAUGGGAAAAGUGACAGCGAGUUCCUUGAUGGCUGCCGUGCAUUAUUGGCCAUUGCAAGUGUAACAACUCCCCAUGAUUUUGACAGUUUGCUAAAGUCUAUGAGGCCCAUCGGUACUCUUACCUUUUUGUCAAUGUUGAUGUCUGAAGUUAUUAAAGUCCUCAUGACUAGUAACACAGAAGAGGAGACUUGGAGCUGGGAAGCACGUGAUGUUUUAUUGGACACUUGGACUGCCAUUCUAACGCCAAUAAAUACAAUCAAUGUGAAUGCUUUGCUUCCGUCUGAAGGGAUAAAAGCUGCUGCCAAUCUCUUCAGCUUCAUUGUAGAGUGCGAGCUACGAUUGGCCUCUGCAACAGCAUUUAAUGAUGAGGGUGAUUCAGACUAUCUUCAUGCUUCUGUAUCUGCCAUGGAUGAAAGGUUAAGCUGCUAUGCGCUUAUUGCAAGAGCUUCUAUCGAUGUUACAAUUCCUUUGCUCACAAGAGUAUUUUCAGAGCGGGUUGCACGCCUUAAUCAGCAAUCAAGGAAAGGCAGGGGCAUUAUUGACUUGACUGAAACAUUGGAAGAACUUUAUUCAUUGUUGCUGAUUAUUGGUCAUGUAAUUGCAGAUGAAGGGGAGGGAGAACUACCACUGGUUCCUAAUACGAUACAAACCCAGUUCGUUGUUGAUGUUGUUGAAGCAGAUAAACAUCCUGUUAUUUUACUUUCCAGCUCAAUCAUAAAAUUUGCUGAGCAGUGCCUCAGUCCAGAAAUGAGAGCAUCAUUUUUUAGUCCCCGCCUUUUGGAGUCAAUUAUAUGGUUCCUUGCAAGGUGGUCUCGGACAUAUUUGAUGUCUUCUGAUGGGAUUGGGGAGAAAAUAUUAGAUUCAGGUCAUCAUCAUGAGAAUAGCUCAAAAAAGACUUUGCUUUGCUUCUUUGGAGAGCAUAGCCAAGGAAAACUUGUUCUUGAUAUUAUUGUUCGUAUAGCUUUCAUCACACUUACAUCAUAUCCAGGAGAGAAGGAUUUGCAGAAUUCAUGGCAUGAACUAGCAACCUCAUUUUCCACUGAAAAGACUUUGAUCUUGUUGGACACUGCUCAUCAACGAUCUCUUGCACAAACACUUGUUCGUUCAGCUUCAGGCAUGAGAAAUUCAGACAUGUCUAAUCAGUAUGUAAGAAAUCUCAUGGGUCCUAUUGCCACAUACAUAGUGGAGAUAUCCAGCAAGAGUAAUGUUAGAAGUAUUGCCCAACAACCAGAUAUUCUCCUUACGGUCAGUUGCAUGUUAGAACGGUUACGUGGAGCUGCAAGUGCUUCUGAACCUCGGACACAGAAGGCUAUUUAUGAACUAGGAUUCUCUGUAAUGAAUCCCAUUCUAGUUCUUCUCGAAGUUUAUAAACAUGAGUCUGCAGUUGUCUACCUGCUACUUAAAUUUGUGGUUGAUUGGGUCGAUGGACAAAUUACAUACUUGGAGGCCCAAGAAACUGCUGCUGUUGUUGAUUUCUGCAUGCGUUUGCUUCAGUUGUAUUCAUCUCACAAUAUUGGCAAGAUAUCACUAAGUCUGUCAAGCAGCUUACUUAGUGAGGCUAAAACAGAUAAGUAUAAAGAUUUGCGUGCUCUUCUCCAACUUCUCUCAAAUCUUUGCUCGAAAGACAUGAUUGAUUUUUCGUCAGAUUCCAUUGAAGCCCAAGGCACUAACAUAUCUCAGGUGGUUUACUUUGGUCUUCACAUGGUCACACCAUUGAUUUCUAUGGAACUCUUAAAAUAUCCCAAACUUUGUCACGAUUAUUUUUCUCUCCUUUCACAUAUUUUGGAGGUUUAUCCUGAAACAUUUGCGCAACUAAAUAGUGAAGCUUUUUCUCAUAUACUUGGAACCCUUGAUUUUGGUCUUCACCAUCAGGAUGCAGAUGUGGUUAGUAAGUGUCUUAGAGCUCUGCAAGCUCUUGCUUCUUACCACUACAAGGAGACUAGUAAUGGUAACAUAGGCUUGGGUGCCCACACUUUGGGUCUUAAGGAUUCAACUGGGAAUGUUCAGGAAGGUCUUUUGAGCCGUUUUCUUCGUUCAUUGCUGCAGCUCCUCCUUUUUGAGGAUUAUAGUUUGGAUAUAGUCAGUGUUGCAGCGGAUGCUCUCCUCCCAUUAAUCCUGUGUGAGCAAGGCCUGUUUCAGAUAUUGGGGAAUGAAUUGAUAGAGAGACAGCCAAAUCCAACUCUCAAAUGUAGGCUAGCAAAUGCAUUGCACAAACUAGCAAGUGGAAAUCAGCUUUCUUCCUCUCUUGAUCGAAUAAAUUACCAGAGAUUUAGGAAAAAUCUUAAUAGCUUCCUAGUUGAAGUUCGUGGAUUUCUGAGGACCAUGUGA